Pyrenophora tritici-repentis Pt-1C-BFP is the source of this 2100-nucleotide messenger RNA. RefSeq lists its product as uncharacterized. The record is from RefSeq and is a predicted model, not a curated record. Gene Ontology annotation, molecular function: FAD binding; monooxygenase activity; lyase activity. NCBI's taxonomy places the organism in Eukaryota, Fungi, Ascomycota, Dothideomycetes, Pleosporales, Pleosporaceae.
AUGACUGGUGGACACAACGGCGCACCGCCGAACACAGCAUUGAAGGUGUUGGUAGUAGGUGCUGGAAUCGGCGGGUUGACGGCAGCAAUCGCGCUUCGAAAAGAGGGACACGAUGUACAGAUACUCGAGCAAUCAGCUUUUGCGCGUGAGGCUGGUGCUGCCAUACACCUGACACCAAACGCAAAUGGCGUGCUUCGGCGCCUUGGAAUAUUCGCAGAGUCUUUUGGAGCAAAUUGCAUGGCCAGGUUGACCGAGUAUACCUCAACAGGAGAGAAGCAACGCUCCAUUGACCUGCAGGAACCCAACAAGCAGUGGCAGCACCCCUGGCAUCUUGCUCAUCGCAUUGACCUGCAUAACAAGUUAAAACUUGCAGCAACAGAUCCCCACGGAAGAGGGUCAGUCCAACUUUACACAUCCAGCAAAAUUGCGAACGUGGACCCUGCAUCAGCCACUGUCACUCUCGAAAAUGGAGCCCAAUUCCAAGGCGAUCUUGUUAUCGGAGCAGACGGAGUGCACUCGGUGGCCAGGAAAUCUAUCCCAGGAAGUGACGUUAGGCCGUUCGGCAGUGGGGAGAGCGCUUUCCGCUUCCUCGUUCCUCGUAAGCUUGCGGAAGAAGACCUCAUGACACAGCAGUUCGUCCAGAAUAACGGAGAGCUUCUUAUCUGGUACGCGAAUGACCGUCGUAUCAUCAUGUAUCCGACUUCCAAUAACACCGUUCUAAAUUUCGUCUGCGUCCACCCAGAGGCAGAGACUGAGGAGCAAUCAGGCGAGAAUUGGGACCAGGCCGGCGACCUUGAUUUGCUGCUUAAAGUCUAUUCAACCUUCUAUCCAGCGGUUCUGAAGUUGCUGGGCAAGGCGGAGCCUGGAAGUAUCAAGGUUUGGAAGCUUCUAGACAUGGAUGUCAUUCCAAGUUGGACAAACAAACGUUUGGCACUCCUGGGCGACUCCGCUCAUCCAUUCUUACCGCACCAAGGCCAAGGCGCUGGGGCUGCCAUCGAAGAUGCCGCGGCACUAGCAGUGGUUCUUCCCAUGGGUACAAAGCCAGAGGAAGUCGCAGAAAGAUUGAAGCUAUACCAAGACAUCAGAAUGGAAAGGGCUAAUAAGAUCCAGGAAUAUUCACGCCUUGCUGGCAGAGAAUUGGAGAGUCAGGUAAAUGUCGACAUGUACGGCUUCACAAACUACAACUUUGGCCAUGACGAAUACGACAACUCAACGCAACGGUUCCGUGAAUGGCAGUGGAAGCUUAUGCCAAACCCAUAUUGGCGGAUGCCAAUUGCCUUCGGUCCCAUGCCUGGCCCUCGUCAAACACAUCUUGGUGUGCCCCGAAAUGGUAACGAUUCAACAUUCACAACUGCUUCCAUCAAAUUCAAGACUUCGCGGACACUUCUCCAAAAUCUGUUCCCACCCGGUCGGCGCGGCUGGCGCUUCAAGAACCCCGGUACCGUUGCAUAUGCGUCAUUCUCUCAGACCACUCUGAACAAAAUGGAGUGGCUCGGCGGUUCGGGGUACAACCACAUCGGGCUCUACAUCCAUGGAGUAGAAUACGAAAAGAAGGAUGGCAGUACUGUUGACGGUUCCUAUCUGCCUGUUCUUUUUGAAUCCUUGACAGAUCCCAUUGUCUCAGGACGGGAGGAGCUCGGUAUGCCUAAGCUCUAUACCUCGGUCGAUAUCUAUCGCCGCUCCAAUUCAUACCGCAUUCGCACUGGAUGGGAAGGUGCCCUCUGGGGCGAGUUUCAUCUCGAAGACCUUGCCGAGGUAGACCCUUUGUCCGAGAAAGGCGCCAUCAGCGGCGAGGCAGAUGCCGGCAUUUUGGCAUACAGAUAUAUUCCGAAAACUGGUUUCCGGAACAAGGGCAUGGCUGCGGAGGAACAUGCCGUUUGGGAUCGGUUUGAUGCAGCGACGACAACACCGAAACCACAAAAGAUCUACAAAGCGGGCAAGGCUAGCUUCAAGAUCGAUCCCUUGAACUGGGAAGAAUUGCCAACGCUGCAUCACAUAAUUUCAAGAUUAGCUGAGCUGCCCGUGUAUGAAGUUGUCAGCGCAAAGGUAGUCGAAGGUAUGGGGGUUCCUGAUGUUUCUACAGCAGGGCCAAUAGAGUAG